Trifolium pratense (red clover) is the source of this 499-nucleotide messenger RNA. RefSeq names its product E3 ubiquitin-protein ligase PUB22-like. Lineage: Eukaryota; Viridiplantae; Streptophyta; Magnoliopsida; Fabales; Fabaceae. The coding region runs from base 80 to 433 and encodes 117 amino acids. The record is from RefSeq and is a predicted model, not a curated record. Gene Ontology annotation, molecular function: ubiquitin protein ligase activity. The transcript has a single exon.
AGUAAAAGCAAUUGAAUCAGGGUGUGUUAAUGUUUUGAUAGAACUUCUUCUUGAUUGCAAAGAUAGAAAGCCAUGUGAGAUGAUAUUGGUACUUUUGGAGAAGUUGUGUCAAUGUGCUGAUGGAAGAUAUGAGCUAUUAAACCAUGGUUGUGGUUUAGCAAUUGUUUCAAAGAAGAUUCUGAGAGUUUCAACAUUGGCUAAUGAUAGAGCUGUGAGGAUUCUUCUAUCUGUUUCAAGAUUCUCUGCUACACAUUUUGUUGUUCAAGAAAUGGUGAGAAUUGGUGUUGUUGCUAAGCUCUGUUUGGUUCUUGAAGUUGAUAGUGGAAAUAAGGCUAAGGAAAAAGCAAAAGAGAUACUUAAAUUGCAUGCAAAGUCUUGGAGGAAUUCUCAUUGCAUUCCUUUUAAUUUACUUGCUUCAUACCCAACAAGUUAAGUUGGUGAAAAAGUCUUUUUUUUUAUUUACAAUGAGCUAGGGAUCGAACCCAAGACCUAUAACAUA